AUGGCACAGAUACCUAUUUCAUUUUUCGACAAUGAUACAAAAACAAUGCUGAAUUCUUUGAAUAUCCGAUUAAACGAUAUAGAUUUGAAAUUGAGUAUUGUUAUUGAACUUCUUGCAAGAAGACUUCCAGAUCAACGGUAAACUUCAGAAUGAGAAUUCCACUAAUUUGUUCUAUGUUUCAGAUUAACUUCUAUAUUCACAUCACCCCCGCAGACUGUUAUAUCAGAAGCUCCUCCACAAUCUUUCACACCUUCUGCAACAAAUUCAACAUCAGAGAAGACAAGCUCAUUGAAGGUUUCUAGUUAUUUCUUGGCUCGAUUCCAAUUUUUGAAUAUUUUCAGACUGAACUGAAAGAAGAUUCUGAUGGUGAUUUGGAUAUGGAAGGUGAAGAAGACACUGAAGAAAUGUUUGAAAAUGAAAGUCAGCCAAGUAAUCGGAAUGCUUCACCGAAAGAGACAGAGGUAACUUUUAGCUACAUAGAUCUUUAUUUUUUAAAUUUUUCCAGGAUGAGAAAACCUUGCAAGAUGGUCCAUUUCCAGAAGGAGCUGUAAAACGAGCAGCCGAAAAAGCAGCGCGAAGUUUUCAAAGCACUCAACCAAAGGUAUGUCUCAUCACAAUUUCGAAACGUAUAUGUAAAAGUACAUUUUUUUGUGUGUGUCUCUCAAAAAAAAACUGCAGUCAUUUUUUGUCGUCUAAAUCGUUUUAAAUUGAUGUUAUCUUGGCGCGACGGGCGCUCACAGGCGGGUGGAAAAAAAAGAGAAAUGAGGCAAGGCGAACGCGUACACAGCCAGCCAUUUUUUGUGUGAGUGAGUGUGUGUGUGAAACGUUCAAAUGUUGCGCCAACCAUUUUUUAUGGCCAUUGUGUGAGGGUGACCUCAAGAUAAAGUGUGCGAAAAAAAACGUUGAGGGGUUUCGAAAAAAACACCAACCAAAACAUGUUGUUUUCACAAAAAUCUAUUUUUGUGCAAUAAAAAAAACAUAUUGAAUUUUAUUUUUUGUUUGAUCAACAAUGGCACCCCUAACCUUAUUUAUUGACAUUGAUAUAUAGAUUUUUCAAGAGUGACUCUUCCAGUCAGUCUAGAAUUUUUUUUUGUCACAACAACAAUGUGUUGAGAGAAAGCGAGAGAAAAGGGCAUUAUACAGUAUAUCCGUUUUUGAACACGCGACAAAAUCGUUUCUACAUGACAUGUCGAACGGUCGGUCUUCAUUCAGGCAGGCUGAAUAAGUUGGGGUUGGUUGAUGAUUGAUAACAAGGAAUCUGAUUCGAUUUGAUAUGUAGAUAAAAUACCAGUUUGAUCAACUCAAAGCGAAUCAAUCUUUAAAUUUCCCAAAAAAAAUUUCAAUUUUUUUUCAAAAUCUCGUAAUGUUAUUGCUCAAUGAGCACGUCAGACCAUAUUAUUUAUCGAAAAGCAAAUAUUUGUUAAACAAACGGUUACGAACCGGUAUCCUGUGAAAGCAGAAGACAAAUCAGAUGGAAAAAGUGAGAGAGGGAGAGAGAAGGAGAGAAAACUUUUGAUCAAUGGCAGAAACACGUCACGUCAUUUUGAUUUUGUUUGUAUUUAGCUUAAGUCUAGGGUUUUUCCGAAAUAUUUGACUUAAUGAGAAAAGUUUUCAUCUUUCUUGUAAAUUUCAAAAAUCCAAUAUUUUCGCGUACAGAUUGAACUUUUAUUUCUGAUUUGAGGCUUACGUAAAGUUUAGUCCAACUCAACAAAAAGGCUUUAAACUUGAAACUAGAACUUUUCAAUUAACCUAAUUUUUUUCUAUCAAAUCAAAUUCCAAAAAUUGCACUUUUGUCAUCACUUUUGAAAAAAACACGAUGAUUCACAUUAUUUUUGGUAGUUCAAAAACAAUUUUAUGUAUGUUGCCAAAAUCGAGAAAAGCAAAUAUUUGAUUGCAUAACUGUGUUGUUGGCAUAUUUCCAAGGUGCGGUUGCGGCGGCUCUGACCAGUCAGCUUUGGAGUGUGUGCAAGCAAAACAGUCAAACUAAACGAAACGAGGGGGAAACGAAACAAGACGAGACGAGACGAGUUGCUCCGUGUGUCAACAAAAAAUACUUCGCUCUACGGCGUGCCCGCGAGCAAGCGAUUGCGCAAUUAGCAUGUUGAACACAUAACAACAACAGCUGACUCCUCGGGUUACUGUACGUGUAAACCAGGAGGGGGGCCUAACAAUAUUUGUGUUGUUGUUGCCAUCCUUACUCCUAGAAUAAAUUGUCUAGUUGUUUGUCUGUCGUCCCGUGAAAACAACAACGUUUCAAAACCGGAAAAAAAUCCGAAUUUUUUUUUCGCCUGGUGUCGCAACGACACAAGAAGACAAAAACAACUCCUGGGGUCGAACAAUUUUUCUAUCAGUUUAAAAACAGGAUUCUUCCCUGUGUCAGCCCUAUUUUUUUUGUUGUUAUAUGUUGUUUUUGUUGAAAAAAAAAAAUUGGAGGGAGGAAGACUGUUUUUUUCCAUGGAAUGACAAAAAAGGGGGAAAAACUUUACAACAAAGAUGAAAAACAAAAUAAUAUAAAAAUUUGUUUCAGGUGUUUGCUUGGCAAAUUCUUCGCGAAUCAGUGACUGAUGAUGAACUUCGAAAUGUUCAAAUCUCCCUUCGCACAUUUCACGGCGAAACUGCUGAUCAUCUUCUAAGCCGACAGUUGCCAAAGGUAAGUACUGUAGUCACACAAAAAAAAACACUUGGCGGUUUUGUUUCGAAGGUCAGUGGAUUGAUUGAAACUUGUCGGGAGAAACAGAAACAAAGUGCAAACCCAGGGCAUUUAAAAUCAAUUGGAUUGAAUGGGCAGAAAAUGUGUAUAUCUUUAAAGACAAGGGAAAGAUAUUUUUCAAACUGAUUUCAUAAGAUUUUUUUCAGAUUCGUUUGGUUGUCGAAGCAACAAUGAGAUAUUUCAAAUGGGAUGUUUUAUCAACUGAAAGUCAAUUGAGCAAAGCUAAACUUAUUCUAAGUCAUUUGAAAAAUAAUGCCAAAGUUAGAAAUUGGACUCUCCGAGAAGGCCGGCCAAAUAGGUAAGAAGCAAAAAAUAUAUAUACCAAUUCUGAAAUAUUCUUUCCAGAGUUGCUCCAAGUACCCCUCCAAUGAGUAUGGAUAUGAUUUGGAAACACUAUGUUGCACUUCUAGGGCCUGCCGGUUUGGCAGCCGCUGGACUUCCACCAAAUCAACCGCUAUGUGGAAAUGGGACGCAAAGUCCAAGUAUCCCACAAAUUGAUCCAUCAUUGUUCAAAGUAGAGACUUCUUAA
Molecule: messenger RNA, 3239 nt
Organism: Caenorhabditis angaria
Lineage: Eukaryota; Metazoa; Nematoda; Chromadorea; Rhabditida; Rhabditidae
Source: the annotation of a GenBank genome assembly